Molecule: messenger RNA, 924 nt
Organism: Temnothorax curvispinosus
Lineage: Eukaryota; Metazoa; Arthropoda; Insecta; Hymenoptera; Formicidae
Exons: 5
Source: RefSeq, a predicted model, not a curated record
UAGAAUCAGUGAAAAUAUCACUGAUUGAAACAGUAAAAUAGGAUUUCACUGAGAAUCAGUGAGUAUUUCACUGAACUUCAGUAGAACGUUUACUUUUUGUUUCUUUAUCUUAUAUUUCACUGAUUAUGGUCAGUGAAAGUAAGAUGUCACUGUAAAAUCAGUUAUCUGUUGGUAAUGCUGAUUAAUGGUGGGAGAAAGCGGAACAGGAUUGUGAUGUCAGUGAUGUGUGAAACACAAGACGAGAAGGUAUACGUGACGAAGGACAAAGUGUACAUACGAUUACGAACAACGAGAGAAGCGGUACUGAGCUAAGCGUGCUUGCGAAAAAGGUGAGAUUAAAAAUUUGAAAAUUUAAAUGAAUCAAGUGAAAGAUUUGUCAGUCCAAGAAUUAGGACAGAAAAUUGAGGAACUUACGGAUACGGAAACACGGAAAAUUUUUAAUGAUGAAAAAAUUGAAGGGUUUUCUUUUUUUUUGCUCAAUGAAAAUGAUUUAAGAAAUAUGGGAUUAAAGAUGGGUCCAGUAAAGAAAAUUUUACAAUUUCUUCAAGAUUGUUCUUCUCAGACAUCAGGACAAUCAUUUCAAGUGGCGGAUGGAACAUAUGAAGUAGGGGAAAAUGGAGAAGUAAUAAUCUCUUCAGGUUCUCCUUCGUUAUUAGGAAAUUCCGUGGAAAUAGAACCUCAAAGUCCAUCUAUCAGUAGUAAUGCUAUUACAUCUAUGUCAACUAAUCCUAGCAAUAACCAGGAAUCUAAAAUAUCCAAGAAAUGUUUUUCGCGUUUCAAAACGGUUUAUGAGACUCUUUUGAGGCAUCUUCAAGGUGAUAAUAUUUUAAAAGCCUGCACAGAUGGCAUAUUCACAGAAGAUGAUAGACGAAGCCUCGUGAGGGUUGUAACAUCCGAACUGGUAAAAGUACAUGGAGAUAAUUA